AUCGCUCAGCUUGAAUGAGUCUCCUCUGCGCACACGGAAUACAAUUUAUUCAAAAGUAGCAACUUCGAGACGCCAGACUUCCCAAACAUAAUAUAAACAGAUGUAAAAGGGUGAGUCUUGUGUAAACCGGGAUGAAUAAUAACACUUAACAUUUUAAGGUGAGAAGAGAAGCUGGUGCGCUCACUUGCACGAUGCGUUAAGGUAACAGGUGGCACUUUAAAAUAUGUUUUUUCGCAUCUGUGUCUGUGUCAGUUUUAUAGGAAGGAAUUAGCAGCUACAUGCUCUCAACAUCAGUGCAGGAACGUGCGUUUUGAACAAAACAUGAAUUUAUCGCGUUUCUAAAGGGAUAGACGGCAUGGAAUAAGACUAAAGGAAGCUGCUUUUCAUAAACUUUGCAGCUUAGCAAUGUGAAGAACCCACAACGGCUCCAGAGUGAAGACAAGCGCCGAUGAAUGGACCGCAGGAUGUUUUCUGGUCAGGAGAGUCUGAAUUACAGCUUCAACCUGAGCGAUGACCGGGAGCUGGUGGACACGCCGGCGGGCAGAGGGAAACUCUCCCCGACGGGCUUCAUCGUGCUGUCCGUGGUGCUGGGCUUCAUCAUGACUUUCGGCUUUCUUAACAACUUUGUUGUCCUGCUUCUGUUUUGCAAAUUUAAGAAGCUGCGGACACCGGUUAACAUGAUGUUGCUGAACAUCAGUGUCAGUGACAUGCUGGUGUGUUUGUUUGGCACCACGCUCAGUUUCGCCUCCAGUCUCCGCGGAAAGUGGCUGCUGGGGCGCAGCGGCUGCAACUGGUACGGCUUCAUCAACUCCUGCUUUGGUAUUGUGUCGCUGAUCUCUCUGGUGAUCCUCUCCUAUGACCGCUAUAGCACUCUGACUGUAUACAACAAGCGUGGACCAAGCUUCCACAAGCCCCUGCUGGCUGUCGGGGGCUCUUGGCUGUACUCCUUGUUCUGGACAGUGCCCCCCCUACUGGGCUGGAGCAGCUAUGGCAUUGAAGGGGCAGGAACAAGUUGCUCUGUAUCUUGGACUGCUCAGACGGCCCAGUCGCAUGCCUACAUCAUCUGUCUCUUCAUUUUCUGCUUGGGUAUACCUGUCCUGGUGAUGAUCUACUGCUAUAGCAGGCUGCUCUGGGCAGUCAAACAGGUGGGUAAGAUCCGAAAGACAGCAGCCCGGAGGAGAGAAUACCACAUAUUGUUUAUGGUUCUGACCACAGCUGCCUGCUACCUGUUGUGCUGGAUGCCUUACGGUGUUGUGGCCAUGAUGGCAACAUUCGGCCCACCCAACAUCAUUAGUCCUGUGGCUAGCGUGGUGCCCUCACUACUGGCAAAGAGCAGCACUGUCAUCAACCCCCUCAUCUAUAUCCUUAUGAAUAAACAGUUCUACAGGUGUUUUCGGAUUCUGUUUGGCUGUGAUCACCAGUCGGCGGGGAACGGCAACAACUCAGUGCAGUCCAAGACUACGGUGAUCCAGCUUAACCGCAGAGUCAACAGCAACAUGGUGGCCUGCACCGCCCAGAUCUCCACUGAUGCCUUCAACCAGUGCUGCAGCACGCCAGCCAGCAAGCAAACAGCCCCCCCAGGGUCAUCUGAGACUGACUAUACUCAAAAUAACUGGACAAGACACACUGUCAUGAUGAAUAACUCUGCUUAAUAGCUACACUUAGCAAUGUGAACUACAGUGAAUUGUGGGCCCCAAGCCUGAUGCAUUUAGACACUAAAUGUAUUUUUUGUGUGAGUCUGUGUUUGUACGGAAUCUUUCUUGUGUCCACUCACAGUUUAGGUUUUGUUUACAUGUUUACAUGUGAAAGAUAACGAGAUGGCUCUAGAAAUACAGUUUCACACCAUAUGGCCAAAUCUGAUCAUUACCCUUUAUAUGUGACUCAUUCCUGAAGCAUGGACAUUAAUAUGUGGCAAUAAAAGCCUGCACCUUUCUGAGAAGGCUUUUUGUAAGAUUUUGGAACCUGGCUGCAGGUAUUUGAUCCCAUAAGCCUGACUCACUCACACGUUCCAGUUCAUCCCUAAAUGUGUUUGAUGGGUUUAGUUCAGGGCUCUGUGCAGACCAGUCGAGCUUUUCCUUACCAAAUUCAGGAGCAUAGUCUUUUCUCUCUUACUUUCCUCUAUGGGGCAUUGCCAUGUUGACACAGGAGAGGACCUUCCUCAAAUUGUUGCCAAAUGUUUGAUCAUUUUUAUGAAAUUAACUAUCAAUUUUAUUAUCACCUAAGCUUAUUUUAUGUAUGCAGUAGAAACAGGGUAAACAUGUUGUGGAAAAUUGCCUCUACAAAUAAGUGGAAUAUUCAAGGGUUUUAUGGUUCCUCAAAAUUCUUGUUUCUACUCAGCUAUAAUGUAACUACAAUAAGUUGAAGGUUGAACAUUUCCAUUUUUAUUCAUAUACAUUAUGAUUACUAAAAUCCAGCAUGUUUUUUUUUUUCAUCCAUUUUUUUCUUCAAAUGAAAAUCUUUGUGCCUAUUCUCUGUUGCUAUUCAGUCAGUUUGUCAUUGUGCUGCUGUAAACACCAAGGAUAGUCAACCAUAGAUUUGUGCUGCAAUCUGUGUCUAAGUGGAUUGAUGGUUUUGUCAUUUUACUUCUGUCUUUCUGUACUCUUACUCCAACCUCCACACUGCUCUGACUGACCAUAUCCUGCAUUCAACUUUGAACUUGUAUGUACACAAAGUUAAUAAUUUAGAUCUGAAUGUGUCAGUUUUGUGUCUUUUGAUAUGGUUACUUUGUGUUGCAUGAGUUUGUUGGGUUUUUUUGUACAUUAAAUAUCUAUCAGAUA
Molecule: messenger RNA, 2777 nt
Organism: Lates calcarifer (barramundi perch)
Lineage: Eukaryota; Metazoa; Chordata; Actinopteri; Centropomidae
Gene: tmtops2b
Product: teleost multiple tissue opsin 2b
Biological process (GO): G protein-coupled receptor signaling pathway; visual perception
Cellular component (GO): photoreceptor outer segment; membrane
Molecular function (GO): G protein-coupled receptor activity
Source: RefSeq, a predicted model, not a curated record